Molecule: messenger RNA, 1026 nt
Organism: Penicillium griseofulvum
Lineage: Eukaryota; Fungi; Ascomycota; Eurotiomycetes; Eurotiales; Aspergillaceae
Exons: 3
Coding region: 1-1026 (341 amino acids)
Biological process (GO): autophagosome assembly
Cellular component (GO): phagophore assembly site
Source: RefSeq, a predicted model, not a curated record
AUGCGUAAGGUCGGCACUACACAGUCGAACGCUCCUUCCCCGGCCCCAGGAUCUAUCUCUGGCAGUACCGCCUUGGGUGGACAGUCACAGAAAGAAACGCCAGUACCAGGUUUUCGGGCGCCAUCACGGCAAGUAUCUCAACAGAAAGAGAUUCCUCUACGAGCCUCCGAUAACCGGCGUACGAGCUUUACAUCAACUACAGCUACUAACCAAACUCGUGGAUCUCGGGAGCCCAUACGCACCGGCACGCCAACAAUCGACGACAAAGAACCACGCUGGGAUUCUUUUGGUCGUCGGCCUUUGGCUGUGAAACGAGAAAUGUCACCCAUCGCAUCUUUGCCCCGAUCCCCAACACUUGAAGAAGAGCCUCUAUCCUCGAGCUCAUCGGAAGAGUCGGGAUCCGACGAUGAAGACACAAAUCGGCGUGCACCUAGAUUCAAACGAUUUGGCAAGUUUUCUACCCAUCGCUCUACUUUCCGAGAUGACGAGGACGACGAAGAAGACACUCCAGCGUUCCUCCCCCUGUCCCGAGAACACGAGCAUACGCAUCGGGAGCGGCCAGUCCAGGAACUUAGCGCAACGCUCCGUUUAGAUGCUGAGCGAGCAGCGGCACAGCGGCGGCGUCCCGAGCAGCGGCCUGGCCCUAGAGCCCCCGUAGCUACAGAAUCAUCUACUAGCUCUAUGAGCUCCGGUGGGCGUGGCAGCGUACCCGGUGGAAUCAGACAGACCAGUGAGGGGUCGAUACUGAGCCCUCUGCGCACUGCCGGGCGUCAAAAUUCGCGCAAAUCUACUGCGUCCGGUCGUGAAACUAGUGAUGGUACCCCCAGCAUGGGAAGUAGCUUCAGUGACCUCGACGGUAUGUGCCUCAAACCCGAGGAUUCUGGAUUUCAACUGAUCGACUCGUCAGACGCAAGCGUUACUCAAUCAGCACUGGAGGAGGCCCUUCUAAGCAACAUGCAACAUGGUGGAAUGGCCAGUCGGAUGAGUACCAUCAGCCAAGCCUUGCGCAGCCGGUAUUUGCAGUGA